Messenger RNA from Anoplopoma fimbria (sablefish), 2208 nucleotides. RefSeq names its product ceramide kinase-like (gene cerkl). The transcript has 14 exons. Lineage: Eukaryota; Metazoa; Chordata; Actinopteri; Perciformes; Anoplopomatidae. The coding region runs from base 21 to 1661 and encodes 546 amino acids. The record is from RefSeq and is a predicted model, not a curated record. Gene Ontology annotation, molecular function: kinase activity.
UUGUUUGUUUGUCGGUGAACAUGUCGGAGCCCGAGGAGGAGCUCCAGGGAGAGCAGAGAGAGAGCACGAAGAAGAAGAAGAAGAAGAAGAAGAAAGAAAAACGAAGCGCGAAGAAGAAGACGGAGAAGAAGAAGGAGGAGGAGGAGGAGGAGGAGGAGGAGGAGGAGGAGGAAGAGGAGCACAGUGAGUGCGUGGUGUUGCGUGGGAUCUUCAAACUGGGGAAGAAGAGUCACGACGUCCUGCUCACCAAAACCAGGCUGACGUGGAUCCCCAUCACCCCGGAGACCCCCACAGCUGAGGCGAGCAUGCUGCAGCCAAGCGUGCUGCUGCUGCGCGACGUGUUUGCGGUGAAGGUGAAGCGCCGGCGAGCUGUGGGGCAGCAGUCGGGGGGACCCGUGCUCGGUGUGGCACUGUUCUGCUGCCGGAGGAGGGGGAGGAGGCUGGAGGAGGAGACGCUCCACCUCCACAACGCCUCCGCAGAACACACACAAACCUGGUACAACACCCUGAAGGAGCUGCUCACAGAGUCCAGCAGUCGUCCCAGGUAUCUAAAGGUGUUCAUCAACCCCAGCAGCCACAAAAAGGAGGCCGUUCACAUCUACAGAGAACAUGUGGCUCCGCUCUUCAAGAUGGCUGACGUCCGCACUGACAUCACUGUGACAGAGAGGAAGGGUCAUGCUCUCUCAGUGAUGAAGGAAUGCAAGCUGGAUGAAUAUGAUGGGGUGGUGUGUGUUGGUGGGGACGGGUCGGUGGCGGAGCUGUGUCAUGCUCUGGUCCUCAGAGCUCAGCUGGAUGCUGAUUCUCCAGAGAAACCAGUGAAAGCAGUGCUGCCACUAGGAAUCAUUCCUGCUGGUUCUACAGACGUGGUUUCCUGUUCUGUUCAUGGAGUCAGAGACCCGGUCACUGCAGCCCUGCACAUCGUCCUGGGUCACCUGCAGCAGGUGGACAUGUGCAGCUUCUCGUCUCUCGGUCAGUUGGUGUGUUUCGGGUUCUCCGCCAUGUUCGGCUUCGGUGGGCGGAGCUUAGCGCGGGCGGAGAAGAAGAGGUGGAUGCAGACGUCGCGUCGGCGAGAGUACGCGCUCGUGAAGACUCUGGCGAGGAUGAGACCAGAAGACUGUCAGCUGUCUUUUCUACCAGCAAAGCAGUCAAACAAAGACCAGGACCAGGACCCAGAGUCAGAAGGGGAGGAUUCUUGGACAACUAAUCAGGGCCUGUAUCUGAGCAUCAGCAUCAUGUCCAUCCCCUGUCUGAGUCCACACGCACCUCGAGGACUAGCUCCCAACACCAGUUUGGCAAAUGGCAGCGCGUCAUUGAUUGCAGUAGGAAACACUUCCAGGUCAGAGUUCAUCAAACAUCUGAAGAGAUACAGCAGCUCUAGUGGACAGUUCAGCUUCUCAUUCGUGGAGACGCAGGCCGUGUCAGCGGUGAGGAUUUGCCCCCGCUCUAUAAUUGGCUGCUCAGAGGAGGAGAGUGAGGAAGAAGGCGAGUCCAAGACCUCGCCUAUCAUCCAAUCAGAGGGAGCCGCCUUCCCCUGGAACAUCGACGGAGAGCUGGUGGAGAUUGCUAACGAAGUGCUCGUCAGGGUCCACCCGCAGCUCAUCACUCUGUAUGGGGAGGAGGUGGACGAGGCGGAGUCGACGGUCUCCUGCAGCUGCAUCUGAGUCCAACAGAGGGCGCUGUGGCUGUGUUUGUGUGUUGGGCCCAAGACACAUCGCCAUGGUAACCACGUUGACUUAAAGUGCCCUUUCUAGGCUUGUACUGUUUCCAUGGGAAUGUGAACUUUCGUAGACGUUUGAUUCUAAGUAACCAAAACACAAAAGUAGCGACAGAGCUUUGCAGCUUUCUGUUAACAUCAUGUAUUUUGAAGCUACAUUUUUUUAUUAUUAUUGAUUAUUGCAGCUUAAAUAACCAAUGAGGUAACUUAUAGGAUACCUUUAACUCCGAACGACCUUUGCUUUAAAAGGGUAAAUACUUCUAGACAUGACUAAUGAGAAUGAAGAUAAAUGUUUUUGUAUUCAAGUUCAUGUUUACAUUUUUCUAUAUUUUAAUCACCAGCUCUUCUCUGAAUAUAAUUUGUAUAUUUUUUUUUACAUUUUGUUUUUUCAUGACCAAUUUCUGAUUCUGCUGCAGAGAGCAACGAUUCAUCUGUAAUUUAAACUAUAAACAUGUGAGCUAAAAAUAGUUUAUGAAUCCUAAAUUGUGAGGAAA